Messenger RNA from Lolium perenne, 1772 nucleotides. RefSeq lists its product as uncharacterized. NCBI's taxonomy places the organism in Eukaryota, Viridiplantae, Streptophyta, Magnoliopsida, Poales, Poaceae. The record is from RefSeq and is a predicted model, not a curated record.
AUGCUCUGCUAUUUGCCCUCUCGCUUUUCUUCCAUGGGAUUCGAGCUCUUGCUUGAUUGAUUUCUUGCUCGCGAUUUCAACUUUAUCGGGAUGGAAACCUAUUCAUCGGUCGACUUUUCCCUAGUGCCGCCCACUGGUGGCUGGAGCUAGUUCUUUAUCUCCUCUUGUUGUUUGAGUAGUUGAUUGAAUCGAGUUGGAGAGUAACCUAUCAACGAGGCGCCGGUGUCCAGUUCCUGUUUGCCCUCCUGCGCUGCAGAGUAGCUAGCGGCGGAGGUGUCUUUCUUGCUUCAUGGAGUCGCACCAGCAGAUGGACGCGGCGGUCUCGGCGCCGGCGCCGGCGGCGAACGGGGCCGGGGAGCUGAUCGGGUACGUCGACGUGCACGUGCGGAGCGCGCGGGACAUCCAGAACAUCUGCAUCUACCACAAGCAGGACGUGUACGCGCGCCUGUCGCUGCCGGGCGAGGGCGCGCCGGCGGCGUCCACGCAGGUCAUCAACGGCGGGGGCCGCAACCCGGUGUUCGACCAGUCGGUGCGCGUCGGCGUGCGCGCGGGGGACCUCGACGCCACGCUCCGCUGCGAGGUGUGGAUGCUCAGCCGGGUCAAGAACUACCUGCAGGACCAGCUGCUGGGCUUCGCGCUCGUGCCGCUCCCGGACGUCGUCGCCGCCGAGGGCGGCACGCUCGCCGGCGAGUUCACGCUCUCCACCAGCGACCUCUUCCACUCCCCGGCCGGGUUCCUGGAGCUCGAGCUCGCUUACAUCGGGGUCGUGCCCGAUGUCAUCCCCGUCUCGCCCACUCCCAAGCCGGCGCUGGCCGAUCCCGACGAGUGCGAGGACGCCGGCGAUGACGGUGCCGCGAAGGACUACGAGAACAUGGAAUUCCCUGACAUGAAUCUCGUGGAGGAGAACAAGAUGAUGCUCUCGGAGUAUGUUGGCCUGCCGUGCACGGCUGUGCAAGCGCAGAGCAACGAGAGCCUCCUGACCUCAGAGGACGUUGACGGCGAGGAGUCCCACGACGCCGGCGUGCGCGUCGUGCAGAGCUUCUCCACGGACAACAGCACCGCCGACUCGGCCGGCGCCUUCCGGAGCGACACGCCGCACAGCAGCGUGUCCACCACGGAGUCCCCCGCCGCGGCCGUCCCGGCCACUCCGCAGUCCAACCCGUCAGAACCGCCGGGGAACGCGCUGUCAUCAGCAGCAGCAGGGCAGAAGGAGAAGGCCUCGGACGCUGCGGAGGUCGAUUCGUCCCACACCGUCCAGGAGAGCCCGGCGGUGGACUCGCCGGGCACCAUGUCCGAGACCGCGGUGGACAAGCCGCCGCCGGCGAUGACUUUCAACUUCGAGCAGGAGGUGCAGGUGAACCAGAAGGAGAUCAUGGACAUGUACAUGAAGAGCAUGCAGCAGUUCACGGAGUCGCUGGCCAAGAUGAAGCUCCCGUUGGACAUGGACAACGGCAGCGACAAGACCGGCGGGAACGACGCCGGAGCCGCCACUUCCCCCGCGGACUCCAGCGGCACCGACUCGAGCGCGGCGACCAAGAAACCCACGCCGCAAGACAAAUCUCCCAAGGUGUUCUACGGAAGCCGAGCCUUCUUCUAGACUAGAAGAUGGCGAUUUGCAGUCAUCGAUCCCAACAGCUGAAACCUCGUAGUAGCUCAGGGGAAUAACACUUUUCUCAUAUGUUGUUGUUCUAGUUUUUGUCAGAUCGCAAGACACACGCGGAAAUUAGCUGCUCUGUCUGAAGUUUAAUCAAUGUAUCACUACUCUACUGAAA